AUAGUAUUCAUAUACUAAACCAUUACAUGCACCCCCACACCUCACACCUCCCUCCCUCUCUCUCUCUGCCUAGUUUAACUUCUCCAAUUGUUGUAGAAACUCUCUAUAGCUUCCCCAAUGAGAAGCCACUUGAUACCAAUAAACACCCUCUUCUUAGUCAUUUUAUGCUUUUCUCUCUCUUCUAUCCGUUCUCCAUGGCUCUUUCUCUCUCUUCUCGUCGGUUUCUCUUUCCUGUUAUCUUUCUUCUUCUCUACUUGGCUAGUAGCUGGUGGUUUUGCAUGGCGUAGGUUUUGCGGGAAUACCAAAACAGCCCCUGGCCCAAUAGGGUGGCCAAUAUUGGGCUGCCUCCCUAUAAUGGGCCCCCUUGCGCACCGUAAGCUCGCGGGGCUUGCGGAGACCCACGACGCCCGCCGCCUCAUGGCCGUCAGCCUCGGCGCCACCCCGGUGAUCGUCAGCAGCCGCCCCGACACCGCCCGCGAGAUCCUCCACGGGCCGGCAUUCUGCGACCGGCCCGUGAAGGCAGCGGCCCGCGGGCUGAUGUUCGAGCGGGCCAUCGGCUUCGCCCCUGCGGGGGACCACUGGCGCCACCUCCGGCACAUCGCGGCCACCAACAUGUUCUCCCCCCGGAAGGUGGCGGCCCUCGAGGGCCUCCGGCGGCGCGCGGCGGACAGCAUGGUAGGAAGGGUGUGGAGGGAGAUGGAGGAGAGAGAAAAGGUGGUGGUGAGGGAGGUGCUUCAAGAGGGGUCUUUGGAGACCAUGGUUAAGAGUGUGUUUGGGGAGUCACUUGGGGAGGAGGAUAGAGUGGAGUUAGUUAAAAUGGUUAAGGAAGGGUAUGAGUUGAUAGGGAAGUUUAAUUUGGAGGAUUAUUUUCCAUUGAUGGGUGGUCUCUUGGAUUUUUAUGGGGUAGGGAGGAGGUGCAAUAAAUUGGGUGAUAGAGUUAGGGCUCUUGUUGGCAAAAUAGUAGAAGAGAGGAGAGUAAAGGGAGACUACAACAUGCAACAUGACUUUCUCAGCUUGAUGCUCACUCUACCAAAGGAAGAGAGUUUAAGGGAUUCAGAUAUCAUUGCAGUGCUCUGGGAAAUGAUAUUCCGAGGAGCGGAUGUAGUCGCGGUACUAUUGGAGUGGAUCAUGGCUAGAUUGGUCUUGCACCCAAACAUUCAGGCCAGAAUCCAAGCAGAACUCGACUCAGUAAUCGGUACCCGACCUGUAUCCGAUGCGGAGAUACCGAAACUCCGAUACCUCCAAGCGGUCGUCAAGGAAACCCUAAGGAUGCAUCCGCCGGGCCCCCUUCUCUCUUGGGCCCGAUUAGCGGUCUGUGACGCCCAUGUCGACAAGUUCUUCGUGCCAGCGGGGACGACGGCGAUGGUGAACAUGUGGGCCAUAACCCAUGACGGGUCCAUAUGGAAGGACCCGUGGGCCUUCCGGCCCGAGCGGUUCCUUGAGGAGGAUGUUAGCAUAAUGGGUUCGGAUUUAAGGCUCGCGCCAUUCGGGUCGGGCCGGCGGGUUUGCCCCGGUAGGGUGUUGGGGCUGACGACGGUGCACCUGUGGCUGGCGCGGCUCGCACAAGAGUACAUUUGGUCUGCCGGUCGACCGGUCCAGCUAUCGGAGCGCCUGCAGCUAUCAAUGGAGAUGAAGAGGCCACUGGUUUGUCGUGUUGUUCGACGAUCGAGAACAAGUUGUGAAGUAGGGCAUGAUGAGAUGUAGAAGAGGAUGAUAAGGGAAGGGAGUGUGUGAAAGGGGAAAUUAAGGACAGUGUGAGUGCACCCUAAGUUGUGUUUAAAUUAUUGUACAAAAUUAAGCUUGUAUUAUUAGUCUCUCCGCGUAAAUAAACAAGAGGGUACGUAAAAUGUAACCAAACUAUGUACUUACUCUUCUUCUAACAUCAACCUAGAAAUAUUACCCCCGUAAUUGCUAAGACUUCAUAAUGAAAGAGAGAGAUAUAUAAUAGCUGCUUCUUGUUUUGCCAA
Molecule: messenger RNA, 1967 nt
Organism: Ananas comosus (pineapple)
Lineage: Eukaryota; Viridiplantae; Streptophyta; Magnoliopsida; Poales; Bromeliaceae
Product: cytochrome P450 78A5-like
Exons: 2
Coding region: 118-1704 (528 amino acids)
Molecular function (GO): oxidoreductase activity, acting on paired donors, with incorporation or reduction of molecular oxygen; iron ion binding; heme binding
Source: RefSeq, a predicted model, not a curated record